Molecule: messenger RNA, 2036 nt
Organism: Scophthalmus maximus (turbot)
Lineage: Eukaryota; Metazoa; Chordata; Actinopteri; Pleuronectiformes; Scophthalmidae
Gene: prf1.3
Product: perforin 1.3
Exons: 8
Coding region: 168-1826 (552 amino acids)
Source: RefSeq, a predicted model, not a curated record
CUCGUCCAGGUCUCGUCACCUCUUCCAGGACUCGUCACCUCGUCCAGGUCUCGUCCAGGUCUCGUCCAGGUCUAGUCACCUCUUCCAGGACUCGUCACCUCGUCCAGGUCUAGUCCAGGUCUCGUCCAGGUCCUAAAGGACCUCGUCUCAUUCCCUCCAGUUCUACGAUGCUCUCCUCCUCCUUUUCCUCUUCCUCUCCUCUCCUCCUCCUCCUCUUCCUCUUCCUCCCCCUCCUCCUCCUCCCCCUUCCCUCUCUGGCUUGUCAGACUAGCGGCUUCACCGAGUGUCAGCAGGUUCCCUUCGUCCCGGGUCACAAUCUGGCCGGCGAAGGUUUCGAUGUGGUGAAGAUGCAGACGAGCGGCGCGAGUGUGGUGGACGUGAAGAACUACAUGGUGGGAGGCGUCCAGGGGAACUGCACCGUGUGCUUCAACCACCUCCUCAACCAGACCCAGAAACUGCCGGUGUCGGUCCUUGACUGGCGGAUCAAGGUGCACUGCCGGCGCAGUCUCAGCAGUAAGAUCUUCAUGUCGAGCCAGUCGAUGAUGAAAGACACAAGUUCAUCUCUUGGCGUCAGCUGGAAGGUGGGCCUCGGUAUCAAAGGAGUGGCCGGUUUUGCCGUCGGAGGAUCUCACUCCACCUCGUCGCGGUUUGCGGAGAGUCGCAGCCGGAAAGACAAGUUCUCCUUCACCACGCACGACUUCAAAUGCAAAUACUACACCUUCCGUCUUCAUUCCCGCCCUCCGCUGAGCAAAGAGUUUGAGGUUUCCCUGAAGAACCUUCCGUCCACCUACGACCACAGGAACACCCCGGCCUUCCAGCAGUUCAUCGCCGUCUACGGGACCCACUUCAUCCGCAGGGUUCACCUGGGGGGUCACGUGCACUCCAUCACGGCCAUUCGGACCUGCGAGGCCGCCAUGAGCAAGUUGUCAGUCCACGCCGUCAGCAACUGUCUGUCAGUCGAGGCCAGCGGGACCAUAAAGGGCAUUACCCUCGAAGCCAGCACCAAGUUCUGUCGCGAAAAGAGCAAAAGUCUUAAAACCGGGGCAACUUUCAGCCAGGCCUUCUCCGAUCGGACCACCACGGUUCUGGGAGGAGACGGGGAUGUGGGGGACAUUUUGUUCUCCACCGACGGCGACGCAGGCUACAAGAAGUGGCUCUCGUCCCUGAGGAGGGUCCCGGGUGUGGUGUCCUACCAGAUCAGCCCCCUGCACAUGCUGGUGUCAGAUAACGAGAUCCUGAAGUCCAGCCUGCGAGAGGCCAUCAGCCACUACAUCCGCGGGAGCGCCAAGCCGCUGAGUUGCCCCGCCAGCUGCAGGGUCGGCAACCACAACAACGAAUGUGCGUGUCAGUGCAAGGGCCACCGCAUGGUGGACUCCAACUGCUGCCCGGCCGAGACCGGCGUGGCCCGGCUGAACGUGACGGUGGUGGGAGCCCAGGGCCUGUGGGGUGACGACUUCACCAAGACGGACGGAUACGUCAAAGUGUUGUAUGGUCAACAAGGAGCCACGACGCCGGUGAUCUGGAACAACAACUUCCCGCAGUGGAACUACCUCGUCCGGUUUCAAACCGUCAACCUGCAGCACCGAGUGCCUGUGGUUCUGGAGGUCUGGGACCGGGACAGUGUCUGGGACGACGACCUGCUGGGGAAGUUCACCCUCAUCCCCGCGGUGGGUCUCAACGUCGAAAAGAUGUUCAAGCUGAAGCACGGCUCUCUGUUCGUCAAGGUGUCCGCGGUGUGCGCUCCCAGCCUGCAGGGGUCGCUGUGUGAGCAGUACGCCGCCUCGCCGAGCUACGAGGGGGCGGAGCAGGAAGUCCGCUGGGGUUAGGACGGUGACACAGUGAAGAGUCUGAUGAUUAAUAAACAGAUUAUUUAACAUGUUGUUGUUGACUAUAGAGAUGAAUGUAUCAAUAUACAAUGUCACUAGAAUGAUACAGUAUCAUAUUUAUACAACAUUUGUGUUUUACAGAUUGUUUGUGUGUUGACUGUGACAGUUGAUGUCAUCGUUUAUGAAUUAAUAAAUAAGUAUAGAAACGCA